Messenger RNA from Dromaius novaehollandiae (emu), 4068 nucleotides. It is a transcript of the gene MICALL2, whose product is annotated as MICAL like 2. NCBI's taxonomy places the organism in Eukaryota, Metazoa, Chordata, Aves, Casuariiformes, Dromaiidae. The transcript has 17 exons. Gene Ontology annotation, molecular function: protein binding. The record is from RefSeq and is a predicted model, not a curated record. The coding region runs from base 167 to 2563 and encodes 798 amino acids.
CCGCCGCGCCGGCCCGCUCCACGGCACGCCGGGCAGCCUCCUGCCCGGCUCGGCUCGGCGCGGCGCGGCGCGGCUUGGCCCGGUUUGGCCCGGCCCGGCCCGGCCCGGCUAGGGCGCUGCUGCCGCCUGCCCCUGGCCGGCUCGGCCGGCACAGGGGGGCCGCGCCAUGGCGGCCAUCCAGAACCUGCAGCUGUGGUGCAAGCAGCAGUGCGAGGGCUACCGCGACGUGAGCAUCACCAACAUGACCACCUCCUUCCGCGACGGCCUCGCCUUCUGCGCCAUCCUGCACCGCCACCGCCCCGACCUCAUAAACUUCAACUCCCUUAGUAAAGAAAAUGUGUACGAGAACAACAAGCUGGCAUUUCGAGUGGCGGAGGAGGAGCUGGGGAUCCCAGCCUUGCUGGAUGCAGAGGAUAUGGUUGCUCUCAGGGUACCAGACAGGCUGAGCAUCCUCACCUAUGUUUCCCAGUAUUAUAACUACUUCCAUGGACGGUCGCCUAUCGGAGGAAUGGCUGGAAUCAAGCGUCCAUCCUCCGAACCCCGGGAUGAGCCUCUUGGGAAGAAAGCCAUUUCAGAGCCUGUUAAGCCAGUCUCUCCAAAACUGCCUCCUGCCCACCCACCAGCCAGGGCUAAGCCAAAAGAAACACCUCCAGUCACCACGAAGGGGAUCCUGGCAGAGAGUGGGAAUAUCCGCAGCAGCAGCUGUGCUAUGUGUGGAAACCAUGUCCACCUGGUGCAGCGCCACUUGGUUGAUGGGAAGCUCUAUCACAGGAACUGCUUCAGGUGCAAGCAGUGUUGGAACGUGCUUAUGUCUGGAGGCUACAAAGCUGGGCCUGAGCCAGGUACUUUCAUCUGUACUAGUCACCAGCAGCCAGACAAUGUCUGGAACUUUGGACUCCAGACUGGGAGCAAACCUGAGGGCACCCCAACUCUUACCCCUGCUAGGGCAGUCCAGAAACCAGCAGAACCCAAGAAGCUGGAACAGAUGUUGAAGAAACCAAGCCAGGAAGACUUUGCUAGUUCAACCAAACCAUCUGUUUCAUCUUCUGGAAGUUCUGGCAUCAAAAGUCUAAAUAUGCCAUGGUCCUCUUCAACCGUAAAUAAAUCGAAUCACCAUGAAGGUACCCUGUCAGCAAAUAAAUCAGAUCACCGUGAAGGUACCCCAACAGGGCCUCUUUGGACAACCUCCACAACAAAAACACAGCAAGCUCGAGAAAAAUUUUUUCAGUCAUUGGAGUCUCCCAGUAAUAAAACCCCUGACACCAAAAAACAAGUCCCUUCUUCCCAUGGCUGUGCUGGAACUGCCUUUGCCAGAACCACUCUUGAGGUCCGUCCAGUGAAUGCUGAGAAGGAUCAGGCACGUAACCAUAUUAUGCAGGCUUUGGCUGGAUCAAACACCUCUCCAAACAGGCCAGGAGGACUCAAUUCCACUGGUUCCGCAGCAUCCAGUAGUAGCAAGUUUUCUCCCACCAGUUCUCAAUGGCAGAGUCCAGCUCCGAAAACACAGCCCAGCAAAAUAGGGUACACAGCACUGAAACAGGAGAAGGUCACAGAGCCUCUGCCCAAGAGCCACGCUGCCAGCAAACCUAUUGAUUCUGUACACAAACCAGAGUCCAAAUGCUCCAAAGGAAGCACGAACGUUACUGAAGACAAGUCUGAGAGCCCAGCUGACUGGAGAUCUCGGUUGAAGCCUGUGGCCAACAAAGACCAAGGUGGCUCUAAGAAACCUUCUGACUACUCCCAGAUGGGAACAGAGAGCCCAGCACAGAAGGAAAUAAAGCCAAGUCCAUCUGUUGUCCCAUCAGCAAAGCAAGACUCGGCUUCAUCUGGUGGGUUCAUGAAGAAGAAGCUGCUUCCCAGCUCAGAUCUUGUCAGGAGCUGUCAGAAUUCGAGAAAAGGCUGGGAAGACUAUGGAGGCUCUUUCAAGAAGGAGGAAGAGGAGGAGCAGUUGAAACAAAGCACUGACACAUUUAAGCCCUCUGCUCCGAAAAGCAUCCAGAGCCCUGAAGCAGUGUCCCCAACCAAGCUGCACCCAGACUAUCUGCCGGAGGAGGAAAUCCAGGAGAAGGUGCGUGACAUUGAGAAGCAGCUGGAUAAGCUGGAAUUGAAAGGAGUGGAUCUGGAGAAGCAGCUGCGUGGCUGCGAAGGAGAUGAGUCUGAGGAUGCCCUCAUGGUGGAUUGGUUCAAACUGAUCCAUGAGAAACAGCUGCUGCUCAGACAGGAAUCGGAAUUGAUGUACAAGAUGAAGCAGCAGAAGCUGGAAGAGCAGCAGUGGAGCAUUGAGACAGAGCUGCGGCACCUCAUGAACAGGCCAGAGGAACUGAAGACACCCAGGGAGAAGGAGCGAGAGAAGGAGCUGCUAGAGUCAUACCUUAACACAGUCAAUGAUCGGAAUAAUAUUGUGGAGUGCCUGGAUGAGGACAGACUCAGAGAGCAAGAGGAGGACCAGAUGUUGGCAGACAUGAUCCAGAAGUUGGAUGGACCUCGUGAGAGCCAGGAAUCAGAGAAGAAGAAGAACAAGUUCCGCUUGUCCAAAAUAUGGAAGCAGAAAAAUAAGAGCUAAGCUCAGGAAUGAUGUUCCCUUGCCCAGUGCCUCAGAGAGGGCUGUUAAAGGGAUGUUCUUUCCUCACUGCUACUUUCCUGAAGUCAAGCAGCCUGAUCACAGUUCUGCAUUUCCUUUUGACAUGGAGACUGCAGGUUUGCGGACCAAAGGGACCGUGUGAAUCCCCUCUGUCCCUGAUAUGGGGUCCGAGUGCAUCAUUUCCGGACGAUGGACUUUUAAGACCUCUUCUUCCCUUCAUCUAGCUCAGAGCUGGCUUCAGCCUCUUUGGCAGCUCAGGAGAGCAGAGCUCAGCUUGACCAUCCACCGCUCAGGGGUCAUUACAGUCCUGAAUGCAGGAGUACGGCACUGUGUGUCACCCCACAGUGCCACACUCCUGCCAGAUAGGGCUGUGUCAAUGACCAUGUGUUGGUCCAUAAAAGGGCAGUUUUGCCUCCCUCUCUGCAUGAGCUAUGGCGUUUUGGCCAGGCUCAGAGAUGCAGAGAGGUGCUAUGGGGCAUGAGGCAUCAAGGACCUCCCCCUUAUUAUGUCAGUGCAAACUGGAGCUGCAAACCCCACAGCCAGGGGAGGCAGCAAGCAGAAUCAGCUCCCUCUCUCUGGGGUGGGAUGUCCUAGACCCAAAGAGGUUUCGGCAGUAGUGCUCCGUUUUUAGACCUCCUUUUGGGAGUAGCCGUAGGCUGGUUUCUCAGAGCUCUGAGGGGUUGCUCACUGCUUCGUUCCCUCUGUGGGGGAGGUUUGUAGUUUCCAUAUUUCCCUGGUGACCACAUGGUGAAUUAGAGUUUUCAUUGCCUGUGGCCCAUCAUGCCACACAAGUCUUCUUUUAACAACCAGGUGCUAACUGGGAGCAGAAGGGAAUAGUCAGGUUUGCCUCACCCCCAAGCUUGUGUAUGGGGACAGACACUCAUCUCCUGAGGCUCUAUUCCUGGGCAGCCAGCGCCCUCAAGGGGUGCCGGGGUUCAGUGUGAUGGGACCAAGAUAGUAAGAGCAGCACAGGGCAGGUACUGGGCUGCAGGUGAUGAGGGUCUCCCCUCUUCCUUCCGAAUACCCAGAGUGGCUGCAGCCAGACACCUGCCCUAUAUGGCCUCCCUUCCCAGUCAAGCUGGGGAGCAGGAAUGGAGACUGUCAGGGAGAGAUCAGAAUUAUUUGUGAUGCCUCUAGCUCUGGUAACUGUGGACUCCCCUUCGCUUCCUUCCUCCCUCCGAGCCAGGGAACGUCGUGGGUUUUCCAGGUCCUGUUUUCCAGCGGGGCCCAGGAUCUUGCAGGGUCGUUUGCUGCCCGCUGUGCCCGGUGGCAAAGCGGAGGCGAUGCAUCCCUUACCCACGAGGUGGCAGUGGGACUCUCCGUCCAAGGCAGCCCGCCCUGGGCAUGGCAGGGGUGUGCUCAGUGAGGUACCAAGUGCCUGAGGAGUCUCCUGGUACCUACAGUAUGUGCUCCGUGUGUGCGUGUAGCGGGGCACCCUGUACCCGCGUAUGCUGAUGUCUAAUAAAGAAUUGCUGGAGCAAAUCUCA